Messenger RNA from Camarhynchus parvulus, 3660 nucleotides. RefSeq names its product neural cell adhesion molecule 2 (gene NCAM2). Gene Ontology annotation, biological process: cell adhesion. The record is from RefSeq and is a predicted model, not a curated record. Gene Ontology annotation, cellular component: membrane. Gene Ontology annotation, molecular function: protein binding. The coding region runs from base 124 to 2634 and encodes 836 amino acids. Lineage: Eukaryota; Metazoa; Chordata; Aves; Passeriformes; Thraupidae. The transcript has 18 exons.
GCUCCGCGGGUGCGGGGCUGCGCGGGCAGCGGCAGAAGCGGCGGCAGCGGCGGCAGCAGGGUUUGCCCGGGCUGGCCGAGCAUCCUCCGACUUGGAACUGUCCACCGGCGAGAGCUCCUGAACAUGAGCCUCCUGCCUCUCUACCUGCUCGGAUUGCUCCUCAGUAGCGGGCAAGCUUUACUUCAAGUAACAAUUUCACUUAGCAAAGUUGAGCUCAGUGUGGGUGAAUCCAAGUUCUUCACAUGCACAGCCAUUGGUGAGCCUGAGAACAUAGAUUGGUACAACCCCCAAGGAGAGAAGAUUGUUUCCAGUCAGAGGGUGGUUGUUCAGAAGGAAGGUGUCCGCUCACGCCUCACCAUUUAUAACGCAAACAUAGAAGAUGCUGGUAUAUACCGGUGCCAAGCAACAGAUGCUAAAGGACAAACUCAAGAAGCUACUGUGGUUUUGGAGAUUUAUCAAAAGCUCACUUUUCGGGACAUAGUGUCUCCACAAGAGUUCAGGCAGGGAGAAGAUGCAGAAGUUGUUUGCCGUGUUACAAGUUCACCUGCUCCCGUUGUCAGCUGGUUGUAUCGGAAUGAGGAAGUCACAACUAUUGCUGACAAUCGAUUUGCGAUAUUAGCAAACAAUAAUCUCCAAAUUCUUAAGAUCAAUAAAAGUGAUGAAGGAGUUUACAGAUGUGAAGGAAGAGUGGAAGCAAGAGGAGAAAUUGACUUUCGGGACAUAAUUGUUAUUGUGAACGUCCCCCCUACAAUCAUUCUACUGCAGAAAUCCUUCAAUGCCACGGCAGAUCGAGGAGAGGCAAUAACCCUGUUCUGCAGAGCCACUGGAUCACCUCCCCCUGAGAUCACUUGGUACAGGAAUGGUAAACUUAUUGAAGAAAAUGAAAAAUAUGUGCUGAGAGGAAGCAAUACACAACUAACAAUAAGAGACAUAAAAAAUAUCGAUGCGGGUCCUUAUAUCUGUAAUGCUAAAAACAAGGCAGGAAAUGACAAAAAACAGACAGUCCUUCAAGUUUUUGUGCAGCCUCAAAUAAUACAACUUAAAAAUGAAACCACAUUUGAGAAUGGGAAAGCAACCCUCAUCUGUGAAGCAGAAGGCGAACCUGUUCCAGAGAUUACUUGGAAAAGGGCCAUUGAUGGAAUGACUUUCUCUGAAGGUGACAAGAGCCCAGAUGGCCGUAUAGAAGUCAAAGGGCAGCAUGGAAAGUCGUCACUGCAUAUUAAAGAUGUGAAGUUGUCAGAUUCAGGGAGAUAUGACUGUGAAGCGGCAAGUAGAAUUGGUGGGCACCAAAAGAGCAUGUACCUUGAUAUUGAAUAUGCUCCAACAUUCCUGUCCAAUCAAACCAUGUAUUACUCUUGGGAAGGCAAUCCCAUCAAUAUAAGCUGUGAAGUGCUGGCAAAUCCAUCUGCCUCAGUUCAGUGGAAAAGAGGAAAAUUAGUUUUACCUGUAAAAAAUACAACUCAUUUGAAGACCUACAGUACAGGAAGAAAGCUGAUUCUGGAGAUUGCUCCCACAUCUGACAGUGAUUUUGGACGAUAUAAUUGUACAGCCACAAACAGAAUAGGAACAAGAUAUCAAGAGUAUACACUUGGGCAAGCUGAUGUGCCAUCAAAUCCGUACGGAGUACGAGUUUUAGAGCUGUCCCAAACCACUGCCAAGGUUUCCUUCAACAAGCCAGACUCACAUGGAGGUGUGCCCAUCCACCACUACCAAGUGGAUGUGAAAGAGGUAGCCUCGGAAACCUGGAAAAUAGUUCGCUCCCAUGGAGUUCAAACUAUGGUUGUUCUGAGCAAUUUGGAACCAAAUACAACCUAUGAAAUCAAAGUAGCUGCUGUAAAUGGAAAAGGGCAAGGAGAGUACAGCAAAAUUGAGAUCUUUCAGACCUUACCUGUCCGGGAGCCAAGUCCCCCUUCAAUUCAUGGACAACCAGAGAGUGGCAAGAGUUUUAAACUUAGCAUAACUAAGCAAGAUGAUGGAGGUGCCCCCAUACUGGAAUAUAUUGUCAAAUACAGAAGUAAAGAUAAGGAAGACCAGUGGCUAGAGAAAAAAGUUCAGGGUAGUAGAGACCACAUCAUCCUGGAGCAUCUUCAGUGGACCAUGGGUUAUGAAGUACAAAUUACAGCUGCCAACAGACUGGGUUAUUCUGAACCAACAUUGUAUGAAUUCAGCAUGCCACCAAAGCCCAACAUUAUUACAGACACUCUUUUUAACGGUCUUGGACUUGGUGCUGUCAUUGGCCUGGGAGUGGCAGCGCUUUUGUUAAUCCUGGUUGUGACUGAUGUUAGCUGCUUCUUUGUACGACAAUGUGGAUUGCUCAUGUGCAUCACCAGGAGAAUCUGUGGGAAGAAGAGUGGUUCAAGUGGGAAAAGUAAAGAACUGGAAGAAGGAAAAGCUGCUUACUUGAAAGAUGGAUCAAAAGAGCCAAUAGUGGAAAUGAGAACAGAGGAUGAAAGAAUUACCAGCCAUGAAGAUGGGAGUCCGGUAAAUGAGCCAAAUGAGACAACUCCCCUCACAGAACCAGAGAAGCUGCCACUAAAGGAGGAAAAUGGCAAAGAAGCUUUAAAUCCAGAAACCAUAGAAAUCAAAGUUGCUAAUGACAUCAUCCAGUCAAAAGAAGAUGAUAGCAAAGCAUAAUAAGAUAAACUACAGCUGUCUGGAUAAUGCAUUUGGAUUGAAGUAAUCCUGUGACCAAAACUUUACAGCUGACCUUAAUUUCUUGGGAAACUUAAGCUUGGAAUAGUUAGUACAUGUGUACAUAUGAUGAAACAGUUCCUGUCUACAGUUCUUUUCUAUAUUUUUUUUGUUUGUUUGUUAAUGGUUUUAGUAUGCAGUUUUGCUGACACCAAGUCCCAUGCUAUAAAUCUGAACAAUCUGCAGAAUAAGAACUGUAAUUUAUUAUAUGAAAAAGAGUGUCUACUUAGAAGAAAAAUUCUGAAGCACUCCUAACCACAAACAACACAUCAGGCCUCUCCAGAUCUUACAGCGCAAGCUACAUACAUAAAGUGCCAUAUGAUAAUGUGUUUAUUUCCAUUUAUAAUAAAAUGAAUUUUUAGGUUGCCUUUAAAAAAAACAAAACUCAACUAAACCAGUCUCAGUAUAAUGUUUAAGACCUUAGCUCUGGCUGACACUCAAUAGCCAUUCCAGCUGUGAUUAUCACUUGAGGCAAUCAAAAACCAGAACUCUUCAACACAGAGCCAGGUCCCACCGCAGUUUCUCCUGGGUUCUUCAAUAAAUACAAUUUCAAAAAGCUAGUACUCACAAUAUACAAACUCAAAAAUUGGCUAAAUAUUUCAACAGUCUAUUGGCCUCAUCCUAACUACAAGAGUGUGACUCUGAAAGGCUCCAGGAUUUUCAAUGCUUCAUGUUUUCUGUAUGAAAGUUUUGAAAGUUACAUGUGAACUAAAAUGCAGCCAAGGUGUAAAAAGAAAUCUGUUUUUUAAUCAUAAUCUUCACUUCAAAAGAAAACUUACAAUAUUUUUCUCAACAUAUUUAUACAUACAGGGUUUUCAUUUUUGUCUUAGUUCAAACCAUUUAGCAAAGGGAUAAAACUGUAGUUUAGUGAAGUAAAUACAUUUUCUCCCCAAAUCAAUAUAUAAAACAUUAAACUUGGCCUUUUUGAAUCAGGACUUUUCCCUUUAUGAUUUCAUACCCUUUGUCUUA